AUGGCCAAUGCAGGCACACGCGAUUCGGCAGGCACCCACACGCCCCGCGACACGCCCGCCGCGGCGGCCGCGGACGAGGAGCGGCGGGCCUCCAACGCCCGCUGGCUCAUGCUUUCGCUGUCCGUGGUGAACGAGCGGCUGCUGCAGUCCCUGCGGGUUGCAAACGCCGACGCCGGUGCCAAAAGUCGCCGGUCGCAGGCGCCCCUGGAGCGCCGCGCGCUGGCCGUGCGUGCCAGGAGCGCCGCGCUGGCCGGCGCGGCCCUGCUGUCUUGGGACGCAAAUGCGGCGGCCGCCGCCGGCGCCGGCGCCACGCGCGCCGCGGAGGGGUUGGCCGCGGGCGGGAUGCUGGCAGAGACGUCGGCGGCGCUUGCGGCCGCGGCGGGCGCGCCUGCUCAUGUCGCCGACGCCAUUGGAGCCCUGCGGCUCAGCGCCGCCGCGCCCGGCGGCGAUGCAGAGGCGCGCGGUACGGAGGCGGCGGGGAUUGUGGCUGCAAUCGAUUACUCCACGUUCUUGGACGAGUGA
Messenger RNA from Monoraphidium neglectum, 522 nucleotides. RefSeq lists its product as hypothetical. The coding region runs from base 1 to 522 and encodes 173 amino acids. The transcript has a single exon. The record is from RefSeq and is a predicted model, not a curated record. Lineage: Eukaryota; Viridiplantae; Chlorophyta; Chlorophyceae; Sphaeropleales; Selenastraceae.